CCCUGGGCAGAUAGAUCGCCUAAUACAGGCACUGGGGCCCAAGCACUGGGACUGGCCUAAAACAGAGCUGUGUUUUUGACCCACCAGGUGGGCCUUGGCGUCCUGUCAAACUGUCAUCACUCCCAGGAGUUAAAAAUAACAGCGUAGAAACAGUGCUGGGCAGUCUGCCGGACUCAGGGUGCCAGAGGAAGCGACCAUGCAGGUGCUCACCACGCGCUACCCCAAGAACUGCCUGCUGACGGUCAUGGACCGGUACUCGGCCGUGGUGCAGAACAUGGAGCAGGUGGUGAUGUUCCCCAGCCUUCUGCGGGACAUGCAGCCAAGUGCACACGGGUGUGAGGCCCAGGCUGGAGCCCCCAGUCUCUACAACUACUUCACCAUGCUCAAGGCCAUCCGCGUGGAUGUGGAACAUGGGCUGCUGCCCCGGAAGGAGGGGCAGUUCAAGAUGGCAGGUGGUGGAGCCAAUGAGGCUGAGCAUGAAGCUGCAGAGACAGAAGAGGACGAGGAGGUCUUGGGGCAGCUGGACCUAGAAGCCCAGUUCCACCUGCACUUCUCCAGCCUUCAUCACAUCCUCACCCACCUUACCUUGAAAGCCGAGGAGGUGACGAGGACAUACCAGGAGAUAACGGGACAGGCCAUUUAAGCCUCGGACUCUAGGGAAGAUCCCUUUACACGAGAGAAGGCAGACUCUGUGAUGAGGACUCGGAGCAGUUCGCUAGCCCUGGCGAUGAGACCAGAAAGGCUAGACCUGCACUGGAAGUGAGGCGACGUGGUUUUCUGGGAUGCUUCACUACUUCCCUUUGGGCACCAAUUCGUGACUCGUCGCUGGGUCACCUUUAGGAUGCUUGCUGCUCUUUACAACUCUCCCUCUCUCCUCUUACCAGCCUGGGAUAGUGGUCCGUGGAUCAUGAGGGGCCAGAUGAUAUCUAGACAGUGUGGCAUGGUAGGAACAUAGAUAGGUUUUAGCAUUUGACCAAUUCUUAGCAAUUCACUGUGUGAUCUUUGGCAAGUUAUUUAAUCCAUUGGAACCUAAAUUUCACCAUCUAUAAAAUGGGGAUAGUAUUGCCAACCUCCCAAGGUUGGUCUAGAAAUUAAACAAAAUAGAAUCAAAAGCACCUGGCAUAUAAGUACUGUUAUUUAUACGCUCAUUCCCCCACCCCCACCCACCUGUAUUUCUGUAUUUGCUCUAGCCUUUGUUUUUUACACUCCAGAACCAAGAGGUAGCAGAGUCCCUUGGAUUGAGUGGUUCACUCUUGUUCCUGCCAAGCACAGGUGAACUAUAAGCCUAUUUAGUACAGAAACCAUCCAUAUAUAUAAAAGCCUCAGUGACCGUUAUGGCUGGUCGCUAUGAUGCACACUGACUGGUCAGUGUGCUCCCACAGUGGGAGCAUUGCUCAGCCAGAAGCCGGGCUCAUGGCUGGAGAGUGCAGCUGUGAUGGUGGGAGCCUCUCCCACCUCUGCGACAGCACUACCGAGCAGUGGCGGCAGGUGCAGCGGGGCUGGGAUGAGCGGGAACAGCGCAGCACCUGGCUCCAGCUCGGGCUCCUCCCUGGCCACCUGCUGCUUCGCACACUGCUACAUCCCUCAGGGAUGUUGGACCUAAACCGGCAGUCCAACAUCCCCCGAGGGGUCCCGGAUUGUGAGAGGGUGCAGGCCAAGCUGAGGGACCCCACCGGUGCUCAAAUUUUGUGCACCAGGCCUGUAGUUAAAAAAUAAUACCUUGUAUUUGUACAUUAUUAACUCUAAAGUACUUCCUUAGUCAUGAUUUUAUAUUCAACAAGUGGCACUUGAAAACAGAGAUGGAACUCAUCUGAUUUUGCCCAGAAACCAUGCUUAUAAUCACAUGCCACCUACUUUGAAGUCACAUGGAAAGAAACAAUUUUAUUAAUCGCCAAAAACUAAUCUAUAUUAUAAAAGUCCAGUGGCUGGAACGCUGGAACGACCAAACAACCAGUCACGAGGAGGUGCAUGGAGCACCUCUCGAUCCCUCUCCCCGGCCUGUGAGCUGCUUGUGGUGGUGGCGCGGGGCUCGCGGCUCACAUGGAGUGGUGGGAUCACGCACAGCGGGUCUGGGGUCCCUCUGGCACAGCAGGUCUGGGUCUCGCACGAUUUUGCGCGCUAGGUCUCUAGUCUGAUCAUAAAAUCUGAGCCUGGAAACAAAAACUUUCUGGACAAGCACUUGGAUUUGAUGAGCAAUAAAAAGCUCAGCCCUUGCUGGUUUUGCUCAGUGGAUAGAGCAUCAGCCCGCAGAAUAAAGGGUCCUGGGUUCGAUUCCAGUCAAGGGCACACGCCCAGGUUGCAGGCUUGAUCCCAGGAGGCAGCCAAUCAAUGCUUCUCUCAUAUUACUGAUGUUUCUCUCUCUCCCUUCCUCUCUAAAAUUAAUCAAUCAAUAAAAAUUAUAUAUAAAAAAAGAGUAAG
Messenger RNA from Eptesicus fuscus (big brown bat), 2418 nucleotides. It is a transcript of the gene THRSP, whose product is annotated as thyroid hormone responsive. Gene Ontology annotation, biological process: regulation of lipid biosynthetic process. The record is from RefSeq and is a predicted model, not a curated record. NCBI's taxonomy places the organism in Eukaryota, Metazoa, Chordata, Mammalia, Chiroptera, Vespertilionidae. Gene Ontology annotation, cellular component: cytosol. The coding region runs from base 197 to 643 and encodes 148 amino acids. The transcript is spliced from 2 exons.